This is a messenger RNA of Silurus meridionalis, 3000 nucleotides long. It is a transcript of the gene gpc6a, whose product is annotated as glypican 6a. Lineage: Eukaryota; Metazoa; Chordata; Actinopteri; Siluriformes; Siluridae. The record is from RefSeq and is a predicted model, not a curated record. The transcript is spliced from 10 exons. Bases 1119 to 2882 code for a protein of 587 amino acids. Gene Ontology annotation, biological process: cell migration; regulation of protein localization to membrane; regulation of signal transduction. Gene Ontology annotation, cellular component: plasma membrane; synapse; cell surface.
AUACAACUCGAUAUGGGGUAGGCAUUCAAAUGUAGAGUUUAUUGAAACCCAAUGAGACACGUUGAAACCUUUAGGAGCUCCAAAACCAGUAGAUAAGGGUACAGGUUUAGGAUUCAAGGUUUAUUGGUAACCAGAACAUCUCAAAACCUUCAUCUACUGCUCCAGUACAACUCAGUAAUAGGGUAGACAUUGAAAUGUACAGUUCUAUUAGACACAUUGAAAUCUUGGUUUAAGGUUCCUGGAUGACCGGCGCCAAAUUGAUCCGCUUAGGAAAAGUCAAAAGCACCAUCUACUGUUCCGAGACCACUCGAACCUCGAAACCUCCAUCAACUGCUCCGGUACGACUCGAUAAGGGGGCCUGCGUUCGAAUUCCACGCUCAGUGAGACGUUAAAAUCUUCAUCUGUUGCCCGAAUGCCAUCAGACAGACACUAAAGGUGAGGUCGUUUGGAGGUUUGCAGCUGAAUUCCGUUCUACAGUUGGGCCACGUGCCCGUUCCACGUGGGUUCCUCGGGGGGGGAUUGCGUGACGGUUUGUUUUCCGAUCGGCUCCUCGCUGUUGUUUAACGCUCUCGGCACGACUCGAGCUUCACGUUCGCCGAGCCGAGCAGCACUUUCCCAUCUGCUGCUCGAGCGACCAUAUUAAUCAUCAAGUAGGCUAAAUAAAAAUAUCCCUCAAUCCACAUCACGAGCUCCGGCGACUCCACUCCGGGAUUUUCUGGGCGCACGAGCUCUGUGUGUGUGUGUGUGUGUGUGUGUGUGUGUGUGUAUUGCUGUCUGUGUCUCGCACUCUCUCACACACUCACACUCACUCACACACACACACACACACACACACACACUCGCAGCAGCUCAGUGUGUACAGCAGAAGUUACUGGGCUGCUGUUGGUCGGUGCGGAUUUUUUUUUUUUGGUUUUGUUUUGCGUGUGUGUGUGUGCGUGUGUGUGUGUUUUCCAAUAGCGCGCUGCCGGCUUACGCACGCUCUGCGCUAUGAAGAGCGCAAGGAGGAAACUCUGAUCACAGAGCGAGCGAGGUGGACGGAGUGGACCUGGGCUUUGAUUUGGAGUGUUUCUUUUUUUUUUUUUCUUUUUUUUUCCCUUUUUUCUUUUUUCCCGGUCAGCAUGGUGAGGCUGCAGGUGUGUGUGUUGGCUCUGUGCGCGGCGCUCUGCCUGUGCUCGGGAGGACGCGGCGCCGAGCGCGACCGGGAACGCGAGCGCAUGGAGGAUGAGGAGGACGCCGAUGAUGGAGCAUCGCGGAGCUGCAGGGAUGUCCAGCAGGCGCUGGUCGAGCGGGGCUUCACCUCCAUCAGGAUCAACCAGCACCAGACUGCAGGUGAGCACCUACGUGUGUGUUCUCAGGAGUACACGUGCUGCGGGGUGGAGAUGGAGGACCUACUCGCGCAUCGCAGUAAAGCCGAUCUCGAACGACUAAUGGAGGAGAGCAGUGUCACCCUGAGGAACGUCUUCACCACCAAACACAGGAAGUUUGACGAGUUCUUCCUGGAGUUGCUGGACAACUCGGAGAAGUCUCUGAACCACAUGUUUGUCCGCACCUACGGCAACCUGUUUAUACAGAACUCGGAGAUCUUCGAGGACCUGUUCUCUGAGCUACGGCGCUACUACACGGGAGGCAAUGUGAACCUGGAGGAGAUGCUGGGUGACUUCUGGGCCAAGCUUCUGGAGAAGAUGUUGCAGCUGUUGAACUCGCAGUUUUCUUUCACAGACGAGUAUUUCGAAUGUGUGAGCAAGUACACGGACCAGCUGAAGCCGUUCGGGGACACACCGCACAAACUAAAGGUCCAGAUCACACGUGCCCUCGCCGCCGCACGCACCUUCGUCCAGGGGCUCAUGGUGGGACGUGAGGUAGCCAAUCGUGUAGCUAAGGUGAACGUGUCCCCCGGCUGCAGUAAGGCUCUGACGCGGAUGUUCUACUGUCCAUACUGCGGCGGCUUUGUGGACCUGAAGCCCUGCAGGAGUUACUGUCAGAACGUCAUGAAGGGCUGCCUCGCUAAUCAAGCCGACCUGGACCCCGAGUGGAACGUCUUCAUCGACUCCAUGCUCCUGGUAGCUGAUAGGUUAAAGGGGCCAUUUAACAUCGAGGCCGUGAUGGAGCCGAUUGACUCCAAGAUCUCCGAGGCCAUCAUGGCCAUGCAGGCAAAAAGCACACAAAUCUCUGCCAAGGUGUUUAACGGCUGUGGUCCUCCCAAACCGGUUCGUUCUGGAUCGGGUCGGAACACACGCGAGGUGUUUAAUGCUCGCUUCAAACCAUACAGCCUAGAAGACUCGCCUCCGACUGAGAGCACUGGCAUCGAUAAACUGAGGAGCGUCUGGAGAACAAUGCAGGACAGCGUGAUUGACAUUAAGGCGAAAUUGAAGCAGGCGAAGAGGUUCUGGACAUCACUUCCUGAUGCAAUCUGUUCUAAAGAGAAUGUGAUCGAACCAAACAGUGACCAGUGCUGGAACAGUCACACUAAAGGAAGGUAUUUCCCUGAGGUUGUCAAAGACGGCCUGACCAAUCAGCUGAGUAAUCCAGAGGUGGCCAUUGACAUCACUCGGCCAGACACCUUCAUCCGGCAGCAGAUCAUGGCUCUGAGAGUGAUGACCAACAAACUGCGCAGCGCUUACAACGGCAAUGACAUCUCCUUCCAGGACUCCAGUGAUGAGGUCAGCGGUUCUGGCAGCGGAAGCGGAUACAACACCGAGUUCGAGUUCACAACCACGGAGGUACCAGCAGUAGGGGUGGGGCGUCAAGACCAGGCCACGCCUCUACGACCGGCACCCGAUAAAGCCCCGCCUCUUAUACCUCCUUCCAACAAGGCCCUGCCCCUUCUCGCCUCACCCAUCACUUUAUUGUCAGUCACGUUGCUGCAAUUCUGGUGGAGAUAAUGGCUGGCACGGGAGUGGACACCUUAUGAUGCAGUUUAGCUCCUCCCACAUUGUUAGUCCCAUCCUCCUGAGGCUUAUGGAUGGAAAGCACGAGGAUAGAUACUCACUGGAGAGGGAG